Orbicella faveolata is the source of this 709-nucleotide messenger RNA. Its product is annotated as short-chain collagen C4-like. The record is from RefSeq and is a predicted model, not a curated record. Lineage: Eukaryota; Metazoa; Cnidaria; Anthozoa; Scleractinia; Merulinidae.
AGCACAUAUCAUCACGGAACCAGUUACGAAACGAGUUCAUACCACACAGACGUGAAGUUCUAUCUCUUGAAACAUGGCACAGUUUGUGUAUUUUACUGCUUUGUUGGUGUUGUGUGGGACAGGGGACUCACUGGAAACCACUACCAGCCCUCAACAACAAAAUACUGGCGAUACCAAGGACUUAUGUGAGAAAUCCAUAUCUACCCAUGGAUUUCCGGAUAUUGCAGGAUCCAACGGCAUGCCGGGAAUGCCUGGCAUUCCGGGACCACAAGGACCGCAGGGAAGAGAUGGAGUUAAAGGACAGCCUGGUGACGAGGGAUCGCAAGGAAUGCUCGGACAAAAGGGAAAGAAAGGAAAUGAAGGGCCUCAUGGAAAGAGCGGACGGCCAGGAAUGAUGGAAAUAAAAGGAGCGCGUGGAACUGUGGGAGAUCAAGGAAUAAAAGGCGAUAAGGGAGAGAAAGGAGAAAGCGUGACAAGUCCUUCUAGUGCAGUGUCACAAACCAACUGGAAACAAUGUCCAUCUGGGAGUCCCGAGCUGCGUCAUCAUCAAUCAUUUGAGGGAUACUGUGAAAACAUCCCACAGGGCACGGUUAGAGUGGAAUUAUGGGUAGGAUCUUGUCCUAGUGGCAAUACUUUGGGUGAAGCUUACACUGGAUGGGAAUCAGUGUCUCGGAUAAUGAUCGAGGAAGUGUCUAGGCCCCAGUCCUAA